This is a messenger RNA of Penicillium pulvis, 2013 nucleotides long. RefSeq lists its product as uncharacterized. The record is from RefSeq and is a predicted model, not a curated record. The transcript has 2 exons. Lineage: Eukaryota; Fungi; Ascomycota; Eurotiomycetes; Eurotiales; Aspergillaceae. The coding region runs from base 1 to 2013 and encodes 670 amino acids. Gene Ontology annotation, molecular function: DNA-binding transcription factor activity, RNA polymerase II-specific; acetyltransferase activity; zinc ion binding. Gene Ontology annotation, biological process: regulation of DNA-templated transcription.
AUGAGCAGCCACGAUUCUGGAGUAGAAGCAGGAACCGAGCACAGUCCAUCCCGCUUUACUGCAGUCAAUGGGAAGGACUCAUCCAUCUCCGCCAAGAUGGGAAGCUCCGUCCCGCCGAGGGAGAGAGCGCCUUCGGGGUCAGGUGUUCAGGAGAGAUCUAGACCAGAAAUCCCGGAGCAAGAACAUAGUCCGGAGGACCACGGGUCGCAACGAUCAUCGCCGGAGACAUCGACUCAAACCCAUAAGCGCAAAAGAUCCACCUCCUCCUCCCGGGAGCAUGGGUCGCGACAUCCAUCAGAACUAGGGGGGACGGCCAGAAGUUCCACGGGCCAUCCAAUUGAAUUCAGUGCGCCCCCAAAUUCCAACGGCGCAGGUCCGGGAUCGGUCUCGGACAUGGAAUCGGGCCCCAAUGGGCCCAGCCGAUCAGACCUCCACGAAUCUUCCCAGAUCUCGUCUAAUGGGCCAUGGCCUGAAUACGAUAGUCAGUUGGUGAGCCAAGCCCAACGGGCCCAACAGAUGGAUGCCUCCGACGCUCAACUGGCGGAUGCGCUUCAACGAGAGGCGCAUUCACAGGACCCUAGUCACCGAAAUGUGAACGUCUCUCGGUCCACCCCUGCCCCUACGGUGCAAUCCUCCUCAUCGCCGGCCUACUCCUCGGAGCGACCGACGACGGCGGUCCAGGUGGCACCCAAGCGCAAGCGGGUCUUCAGCAACCGGACCAAGACCGGCUGCAUGACAUGCCGGCGUAGAAAAAAGAAGUGUGAUGAACAGCAUCCAGCUUGUAACAACUGCCUCCGUGGCGGCUUUUUAUGUGAAGGGUACUCCUCGCGGAGCACAUGGCAGAAACCCUCGAGCUCGAAGGCGCCGGUUCCCUUGCAGUCGAAAGAAGGGUAUCCCGAAAUCAAUGGCCAAUAUGUACCGGAAACACAUCAUGACCGGCAGUUGGCAGAGCACAUUGUAGAUUCACGGAAGAUGCGACCAAUUGUGGUGGAAGACGAGCGAGCUGCUCCACAAUAUAACACUAGCCCCACCGAAACGGGCUCCAGUCACCACCCAUCGUGGUCUAAACGACCUUGGCCCAAUACGGGUCACUCGGCGCCUGCGUAUCCAUCCGAGCACGUCGCUAAGGGGGAUUAUCGAGAGGUUCCAUCCAUUCAUGAACUCCCGCGGGAUACACUAGCUAAGCCAGAUUAUCCCGCGGUGCCUCCGAUUCGUGAAAUAUCGCAUGGACCGCCCCCCAAGGCGAACAUGCCUCUGUUGUUCCAAGGAGCUGUGGCGCCGCCAGUACCCGCCACGGCGAUGGAUACAAAUAGCCCCCAGGUACAAGCUCGAAUGGCCCUAAGCAUUGAAAACCAGUUGUCCAGUCGCACGGCAAGCAGCGACGACACUGAAAUGGACAAGAUGAUGAAAGGUGACCUCUACCGCCCAUUUGAUGUGCAGCUGGUGGAGGAAAGAGACCGAUGUCGUCGCGCACUCGCUCGAUUCAACAAUGCUUGCAAUCCUCUGAGCGGGCUCAGCUCCAAAGAACAGAAUCGCCUCCUUAAGGAGAUAAUGGCUGCUCAGCCCACUUGUACCCUGAAGCCCCCGGGCUCUCCGGGUAUGUCCACCCCAACCAUGCGUCGUCCAACCCCUAGUCUUGGGCCGGGGGCAAUAGUGGAGUCUCCCUUCACCUGCCACUACGGUUACCUUAGUAUUGGAGAGGACGUAAUGAUCUCCCAUGACUGUGUUUUUGUGGAUGACUGCUUUAUUUUCGUCGGUGCCCACACCUGGGUGGGACCCAAUGUCACCAUUCUCACCACGAUGGCACAUUCCAGUAUGCAGGAACGGAAAGGCACACAGAGUCGAUAUGAAGGUCGCCGAGUACGGAUCAUGGAAGACUGCUACAUUGGGGCUGGAUCUACUAUCUAUCCCGGCGUGACACUUGGCCGAGGGGCUUAUAUUGCGCCUGGAGAGGUCGUUCGAAGUGAUGUGGUUCCUUAUGGCUUUCAAGGUUUCAAGCCAAAUUACAUGUGA